UUUUGCUAUUUUAGCUUCACAAUAGUUCAUUGACCGUUAUGAUCGACUGCGAGCUAGGCGUGAUUAUGGAAUUUUCAUGUCGGACGAACAAGUGCUUGAUUAUUCGAGUAUUAAUAUUGAGGCUUCCGCCCAUUGAGUUUUUGUUAUUUCUUUCUAUAUUCCAUCACUCAACUUGCAACAAAUUAUACACUCACCAAGCUACCGAUAACCGAACAUGAAGUUAUCGGUUCCUAUCAUCGCGACCACCGGCUUGACAGUCUUCUUGUCUCCAACUCAAGCCUUUACGUCCAAGGAACCACUUCCUUCCAAUGAAAGUUCACUCGCAUCACCUGUCAAUAGAAUUUUAGUCGAAUUCACUGAAGAAGAUCAAGAACUUUUUGGUUAUUAUGAGACCAUAACUCACCUCUUGAGCAACCUUCAUGGGAGAAUUGGCAUCAACGAUGAUGCUUCAAUAAACUAUCAUCUUGGUAGAAAGGAUCACCAUUAUAUCGACCCUAAGGACCUCAAACUCGUAUCAGUGAAUGACCUCGAGAAAUAUCACGAAGCACAUUGGGUGAAGAUUAAUGAGCAAGAGAUAGUUCUCCAAUGUGGUGCUGUCAAUGCCGCGACUACGGGAGAAGAUUGGGCACUCAUGCAUCGUUGCUCUAGAGAAGAAGUUGCCAUUCGACGAUUGAUGGCUACAUUCAACGAUGACGGCCAUGAAUUUGUUGUCUCAGUACCUGUUCUUCAAGCAGCAUCAAAGAUAAGAGAAGGUACCCACCGUUGCAUUAAAACAGCUUGCCAGAAAGGUCCUCUGGCAUUUUCGACUCCUACCCCAGCAGCCAUUCUUCCACAACGUGCAGUUGCUGCAUCUCAAAUCGCAGCACCUAUUGGCACUGGUUUUUCUCAGCCGACCUCCACUACUUUCUCGCAGGCCACCGCAGCACCCAUUGGGAGUCAUUUCUUGCCGACUGCAUCACCAACUAACAGUCGAUUUCCAACGAUUACACCACCGCCAAUUAACUCCCCAGAACCGUCUACUCUUAUGACCAUCACGCGCCCUGCAACAUUAGAAGAUUUACUUCCAAAACUUCAACCAGAAGAUGAAGUUAUCAAUAACACAUCAACCGGAGAACUUCCAGCUGGCCUUUGGCUCUCUAGACGGCAAUAUGAUCCAUAUAUAACCUUACCAAGACCUCAAUGUAGCGACCCAGGUCCUGACUUUGUCUUGUCAGGAAGGGUGAGAACAAUUACUCCUAAUCCACGCAGGACAUCAUAUACUACCAUUGAAUAUUGGGGGUUUACUACUACUUCAACGGUUCCUCAUGAUUCCAAUCGUCCACCACCACCGGACUCUAUCAUAUACCCGACAUGGGUAACGGCUUCAUUUUGGCAAACUUUCUCCUGCCGUAAGAUCUGGAUGGAGUACUUCAAUAUGGAUGAUUGGUUCAAGAGAGAUAUUGUGGUGAGGGUUUUGGAUGACUUGCAAGCGGCUUCCCGUAGGUAGUGAGGCAUGGAAAGAUAGGAACUGGUUAAGGUGUUUAAAAGUUGGGAUUGGGAAUAUAUACCAAGGCAUCGGAGUCUGAAGCAAUGGGAAGAUGGAAAGUGAUUAAGAUACUGGUGAUAUCCAGGAGCUUGGAAUUAGGAACACAUUUAUCAAGACAUCACAGCUUGAUAUAAUGGAAGGAUAGAAAUUGGUCAAGGUGUUUAGGAUUAGGAUUUAGGGAUAAAUUGUCAAAGUGUUUUAAGAAGUUUGG
This is a messenger RNA of Sclerotinia trifoliorum, 1736 nucleotides long. The record is from the annotation of a GenBank genome assembly. Lineage: Eukaryota; Fungi; Ascomycota; Leotiomycetes; Helotiales; Sclerotiniaceae.